UUAUGUCAAACAUGGUGGCGAAGCACAUGGAGCACACGGCGGCCUCGACUGGUCGUGUUGACAGCAGUGUUUUGGAAGUUUUCAAAACUCUGGCUGAGGGAAAUGACCAAGCUAGAUCAUUAGCGACUAAUUUCCUAAUUUCACAUUUACAAACACAACAGAAGACGCCGGAGAUAUGCAGCGAUUUGAGCUACUCUUUGCAGAGGUUAAUCAAAGGUCUGUCAUCAAACCGGAAAUGGGCUCGGCUUGGUUACUCAGUUGCUCUGACUCAGAUCCUGCGAGUAUUCGAAGUGGUCACUGGACAGUUGGUGUUGGAGGGGAUUGACAAGCACCUGGUGGUCACACAGCAUGACAGUAAGAAUGAAGCUGGUGCAGUGUACAUGGGCAAGGCCUUCGGGUUCCUGGCUAUCAUCCAGUCCGGGAAGCUGUUUCAGAGUGAGCCCGGUCUGGUGUCGGAGGUGGUUGAAAAUCUGCGACACAUCUCCACACAGAAGAGCUACCUCCAGCCCAUCUGCUAUCAGGGACUGGUCUCUCUCGUUGCAAAGGUGUCAGGUGAAGUGUUCACAGCGCAGGUGUGGCCGCACCUGGAGGCGGAUCUGGUGCUAGGCUGGGACGACUGCUCACCUAACACUCUCCUCCUUGUCUACUGGUCAGCCAAGGUCCACAAGAAGAAACUGAACAAGACUUUUAUGACUAAACAUUGGGGAAGCAUGAAGUUAUUCGGGGAGAAGAACUAUGCCAACAUGCUACAGGUGUUGCAGAAAUCUGCCGAAAAUCAUCCUGUUAUACACAGCAUCCUUGACGUCAUUGUAGACGACCUUGCAGCUAGCGGCCAUGAUGUUGUGGGAUUCUUCAACCAAAUUGUCUUGAAGCUCCUCGAGGGCAGCCACAGCCACAAGUACCUGGGUCUCCACCUGUACCUCAAGAUGGUGCCCAACAUCACCGACCCAGCACAGUUGCGGAAGACCUUAAGCCCAGCUAUUAUGAACAUGUUGGUCUUCAACUUGCCCCGAAAAGACAGCACUGCCCACACAACAUGUCACAGCAUUGUCGGAAGCCUACUGAGCAAGUUGGGAGCAGGAAACUCAGACAUGGACACGGCUGUACUCGAAUGUUUCACCAGGGCCCCCAGCAGCCUCAACUUUGACAAUGUUACCAGUACCCACACAGUGUCCGCCAUCCUACACAAGAUAUCCGAAGAGGCAGUGAAACAAUAUGCAGCGUCUCUCAUGGCGUAUAUCAACGGCACAGACAGAACGUUCCCCGGUGGUCAGGAGAAGCUGGCUGUGAGUCAGUUCUGCUCCAUGUUGACGUCACCCAAGGUCAAGGACCCCAAGUGGCGGCUGUCUGUUCUACAGUUCCUGUUGGCGCGAUCCUUCUUCACAGUUACCUGUCCAAACAACUCUUUACCUCAGUGUGAGGUGUUGGCAAACCAGCCCAACAAUGCAGUCAAGCAGUGCCUCCGAGCCAACUUCUACAAGGCCCUCAACACCCUGGCAACAUUGAACCCAGAGAAGAGCAGCAGGGCCGAGCACUUCCAGUCCUAUGUGGGUCUCGUGUAUGAAGUGGUCAAGUACACAGACACUCUGAUCAAGUCCCCGGACUCUGUGACUCUGCAGCUGGAGACUGGUCUUCAGGAGGAGAUUCUGGAGAUCUGGGAAGAGGUGGUGAAAAUAGCAGCACAGAUUGAGAAGAAGAGGAAGAAAGAGAAGUCCAUCUCGCACCACGACGCCUUCCUCAUGCUCUUCACCUACGUGGGCCUGUUGCUGUUCUCCGAGCCUGAGAGUGUCGUGACAGUCAUGGAGGACCUUCGCGUCUGCUACGAGAAGGCCACUCAGAAGAAGAAAGUCAAGCAGGACGAUGAGCCUGCAUGGAUGGAGGUGGUCACAGAGGUUCUGGUCAGUAUGAUGUCACAGAGGUCCAACCUGACCCGCGUCAUCGCCAACACUGUCUUCACGGCACUGCAGAGCAAUCUGUCCAGGGAGGCUCUCGGCAUCAUUGUCACUGCACUGCAGCCAAAUAAGACCGCAGAUGAAGAAGAGGAUAUGCUGGCAUUCGAGGAUGACAUUCCAGAGGAGAUGGAUGCUGACUCCGUGACAGACGACACGACGACGACGACAGACGACAACAAUGAGAACAGCGAGGACGACAGCGAGGAUGAGAGCAGCGCUGAUGAGGAGCCUGAAGUCACAGUGGAUGAGGCGCUGCGGGAGACGGUGAAAGUCGCGCUGGGGAAGGCGGCUGUAGCAGACGACGAAGAUGAGGAUGAAGAAGAGAGUGAGUCUGACCUCAGUGACUCUGAGAUGAUGAAGUUGGACUCGAAGCUGGCCGAGGUGUUCCGGAGCCUGAAGAAAGGGCGUUCCCAGGAGGAGAAGGAGAAGCGACGGCAGAUCCUGCUCUUCAAAUCCAGACUGCUGGACCUGGUGGAGACGGUGGUGAAGAGCCAGCUGUCGGCCUCGCACGCCAUGGAUGUGGUGGAGCUGUUGCUGCAGCUGAUGGAAGCCGGACAUCGACGGACGGAGGAGAAACAGCUUGGUGACAGGGCAUUCGGCAUCUUCCGACGUCUUGCCAAGAAGCAGAAAGAGAUAAAGAGUGAUCCUGAGUUUGAGAAGACCAGUGCCUUUGUGAUGAUGGACAACCUAAUACAGUUCUCCCGGAAAGCCCACAGCCAGGACCUUGUGAAGGCGGUCUCUGAUGCGUGUCUUGUCAUUAUCCGUCUCUUGAUUCACCAGAAACUUGAUGCCCCCCCAACUGUGAUGACAAGGUCAAGGUCAAAGUCAGAUGGCGUACCAAUUGACAAAGAGGAAGCCUACCUUCAGGAGGUGUUGGACAAAGUGAGGUCCUCCUUGUCGGACUUCCUCUACAGGCGGGACCACCGUCUACACAUGGUGUUCUUCCACAACAUGCUGAACAAACAUCCCAUGAUGUUCUGGCCGCUGACUGAUCUCCUCCUGCAGUCUCUUAACGAUCCCAAGGUCAAGGUUCACUCCAAGACUCAGGCCUGUUCCCUGCUGUCAGCUCUCUUCACAACAGGCAAGAACCUGCCCCAUGAUGUCGGAGAUGACCACUGGGGACAGUUCUCCUCCGCACUGUCCACAACAUUGCACACGCUGUUGCUGGGGCUGUCGGUGGAGAGCUUCAAGCCCAAGUACACGCUGGAGCUGCUGCAUGUCGUCGUCCGCCUCUCUCUCAUCCACCCGGACACGGCGCGCCAGGUUGCAACCAAUGAAGUGACGGAGAAGCUGACAGGACUCAAGUCUCACUUCAACAAGGAUACUCGCUGCAUGUGUAACCGGCUGCUAAACUUCACCAGGCAAAAGACUGGCAAGAAACAGAAGCAGAAGAAGAAAAAGAGGACGAACUCUGGCCAGCAGAAUGGGGACGUGGUGGAGAACAUGGCAGAGCUGACCUUGGUUAAUGGAGCAGGAGGAGAUAACUCUAGCGACCUCCUCUCCGAUUCCAUGACGAGUACCAUGUCGGUCGACAGUGACAGUCCUCGCAAACGGCGGUCCUCGGAUGAGGUUGAUGCCAAAUCUGUAGGGAGCUCAAGAAAGAAGAAAAAGACUGCAAAAAAACAAAAAUAAUUUGAGACAAGUAUUAAGAAUACGUUUUGACAUGGAGAUAUGAUGCUAUGUAGCUACUGUGCCAGUCCCGGGAACGGACGGAUACAAUGGUGGAAGGAAGGUGGUAAACAAGGUGUGAGUGUUGAUGAAUCCUCUCUUCACCUGCCCCCACUCUCCCAGCAGCUUCACGGAGCAAUGCAAGAAACCUGUGAUCGUGGGUUCGAAUCCACGUUUGCCCCGAUUAUGUUUCUAGGUUUGUCAGCUCCAUACUCGAGCUUGUGGGUUUCACCAAAGUGGUAAACGUCUGAGACCUGCAUCACUUCGGUUUUUCCUCCUACAUUAAGCUGACAGGUCGAGAUGGAACUGAAGUACUGUUCAAGCAACAUACAUGCUUCUGAUGGAUGGGUGGGGUAUCUAUAGGGGCACAGGUGGCCCAGUUGUCUAAGGCGCCGCGAUUUGCUGUGCAGAGUUGCGUCCCUUGAUCACGCCAGAAACCUAUGAUUGUGGGUUCGAAUCCCGGUUCGCCCCAAUUAUGUUUCUAGGUUUGUCAGCACCAUACCCGUGCUCGUGGGUUUCACCGAAGUGGUAAACGUCUGAGACCUGCAUCACUUCGGGCUUUCCUCCCACAUUAAGCUGACACGCCGUGAUAUGACUGGAAUACUGUUAAAAGUGGCGUUAAACCAAACUCACUCACUCCAAUAUGAUGGUUGGGUGUACAUGAUCUGUGUGACUGUAAGUGACCGAGCAGCUGGUGGUUAUUUCGGAGUGAUUAUAAACUAUUACUGAAUGUACUGUAGCAGAUCUUCCAUCUGACCAUGUGUAUUUAUGCCACUGGUUUCAGACAAUGUUACUCUAUUCUUGUUAUGAUUUUCGUCUGUGGAGGUAAUACACUAAUUAUCUACACAUGAUAUCUGUGCAAUAAUUUAUAGCACUGUGAAUAAAAUGUAGAUAUGAACACU
Messenger RNA from Haliotis rufescens (red abalone), 4522 nucleotides. RefSeq names its product rDNA transcriptional regulator pol5-like. NCBI's taxonomy places the organism in Eukaryota, Metazoa, Mollusca, Gastropoda, Lepetellida, Haliotidae. The transcript has 36 exons. The coding region runs from base 3 to 3584 and encodes 1193 amino acids. Gene Ontology annotation, biological process: regulation of DNA-templated transcription. The record is from RefSeq and is a predicted model, not a curated record. Gene Ontology annotation, cellular component: nucleolus. Gene Ontology annotation, molecular function: transcription factor binding; sequence-specific DNA binding; RNA binding.